AUAACUUACCAUCUUCCUCAUAAUUUAUCUUUCUUUCUUUCUUUGCCAUUUUCUUGUUGCAUUUAGUACGCCAUUGAGAUAUGGAUGAGCAUCAAGGUGAUGACAACUCUGGCAUGCCACCACCCGAGGGUACCCGACGUGGUGGCAUGGGUAAACGUGUUGCACCCCCUUUCUCAUCAGCUACUAGUGCACCGUGUGGAGCAUGCAAGUUCUUGCGGAGGAAAUGCAUCAGUGGUUGUAUAUUUGCGCCUUACUUUGGAUCAGAUCAAGGUGCAGCUCGCUUUGCUGCUGUACACAAGGUUUUUGGCGCUAGUAAUGUUUCCAAGCUGUUAUUGCAUAUACCUUUGAAUCAGCGACAUGAUGCAGUCAUUACCAUAUCAUAUGAAGCUCAAGCAAGGUUAUCUGAUCCAAUAUAUGGAUGUGUUUCUACCAUACUUGCUUUGCAACAACAGGUGGCAUCGUUGCAAGCGGAACUCUCCAUGGUGCAGUCACAGCUUCUCAGUAGUAGGCUGGCAGUUGCAAAUGCACUUCAAAGUUCUCAGCAACAACAGCAGGUUGCAGUGUUGCAGCCAGCCUAUUCGAACAACUCAUCUUCCUCCAACAACCUAGUUAACUUGACUAGUACCUUCCCAUCAAACUUCGAUCUCACUGGUGAAACAGUUCCCUCAGGGAGUUUGAUCAACAAGACAUUCCAGCAGUCUGUGCCGCCAAUUCAAGAUGAGGAGGAGGAUGAAGAAGAGAGCAGGCAUCCUGUCAUUUUCACAAACCAGAUACUAAACAGGAAGUAGAUAAGAGCAAGUUAUGUUAUCUAUUAGUUUG
Messenger RNA from Papaver somniferum (opium poppy), 819 nucleotides. RefSeq names its product LOB domain-containing protein 20-like. Lineage: Eukaryota; Viridiplantae; Streptophyta; Magnoliopsida; Ranunculales; Papaveraceae. The transcript is spliced from 2 exons. Bases 81 to 788 code for a protein of 235 amino acids. The record is from RefSeq and is a predicted model, not a curated record. Gene Ontology annotation, biological process: hormone-mediated signaling pathway; positive regulation of DNA-templated transcription. Gene Ontology annotation, cellular component: nucleus.